GUUUUUGUUCGGCUUUGCGAUCAUUACUGCGCACGCCUGUAAAUCGCGUUUAUUUUUAGUCCCGCUCUGGGUCGCCAAAAAUUUUCAUAAACACUCGCCUUGCCCCCUCCGGCCUGCCAGUGUUGGACUGUGUCGCUACUCGCUACGCACGAUACACGAUACACGGUCUACUCGGAUCAAAAGGAUCAGCCGACGACGAGCGACGACUCCGACUCCUCGUUCGAUGUAAACAUACAAGUGAAAGUAAACAUUGUAAACAGAGGCAUGCGAGAGACUCUCGUGACCCGGCUAUUCUAACAUCUCUGCGAGAUCCUUCCACUAAUAAUCAACGGACCAGGUCGUCCAUUGAGUACCUCUAGCACGUACAAAGGAACCGAGAUUCAUCUCCUUGGUUUUUCUAUAAUAUCGAUCGUUUGCGAAACGACAGUUUUUUCAAACGGACGAUCGCACGACGACGACGACAAGCAGCAACUCAUCAGCUUGUUCGUGGUCCUCCUUUCUUUUUUUAUCCCGCGUCUCUUUUGGGAAAUCGAACCGGCGAGUAUUCCCUGAAUCGUCGAGACCCGAAACAAGAGAGAGCGAUAGCCGCUUCGGUGUUCUAAACUUUUGUCCGAGCGAGACGUCAGCUGUUUUCCAGUAGUUUGAUCAAGAAUCUCUGAAAACAAACCCGAAAAGAGAGGAAAAACGGAUAAUUUGCCGAGAAAUUUCUCCGAUCGAGUGAUGUGGAUGCAUGGGUGGUGAACUGCGCAUUUCCAAUCUCUAAGAGAAAAAGAGAAGCGCUCCUCCCUUCGCCCCUUCUUUUUGCCUAGUCGAAAGAUGCACAUCACCUGCAAGUGCCUGAACGUGUCCAUUAGAUCCAGGAGCACCGAACUGCAGCGGCUUAAUAUCGACAAUGUCGAGAUGACUGAUCUGGAGCGCGCCGAUGCCUUCUUUCGCGAGGAUCUAGCCAGUGUAUCGGAAUUGGAGACCAUUACUAAAGAACAACCUGGCUUAGUGGAAAUAAGAAAUAUUGGAUCAUGGAUCAUACAUCGUUGUUAUAAUUGCUCAAUUUAUACCCAUGCUGUUCAUAGAGAACAUGGUGCCGCUUUAGUCCUUAUUAAUAGCAAUAUUGUUUUAUCUCCUGAAGAAAUAAAUAAAUUAAAGUCAAAUCCAGAUUAUAGCUCAGUGUUUAGGAUAGUAAUUAAUCACAAUCUGGAAGAUCUUGAUGACUAUUUACAACAACCUAAUAAAUUUUCCGUUUCACAAUUACCUAACACAAUUCAAGUGGCCCUAGGUGGAUUGCAACAACAGUUGGAGGAAGCUGUACAACGUCAAACAGUAGCAAUAGAAAAUAAAAUAUGUGCGUUUACUGCGGAGCAAUAUCGAUUGUUGGAACAAUUUCGUGAAAGAGCGCACAACGAACAUAGAUUGUUAUCAAAGUUAAUGUGUAGAAGAGAAGAGACAAAUAGAGUAACCAAUGAUAUGGAAACUUCACCAAUAAUUCCUGACAGCUUUAAGAAUAAUUUAACUACCUCUACAACUAAUACAGUUAAUCCCAAAUCCAAUUUAAUAUUUAAUGACAUGAAAGUUUCCACUGAUUCAAACAUUAAACAUGAGAUAACCACUAAACACUCUUCUAAAAGUUCUACUAAUAAUGAAAAUAUAAAAAAGAAAAAUCCAUUGUAUAUUUGUACUAAGGAGUCAGCCAGUUUUGAUACAGAAGUAUUGUUUCCUUUCGAGGGAAUAGAAGAUACAGAUGCAGCUAAUCAAUUACAUCAGUGGUCUUCGGAAGAAGGAUCCGAUACCGAUGAUUCGAGCCAAAAUGAAGGAAUUCAUAUGCCAAGAAGUCAACGAGAUGGUCAUUCCACCUUAGCUAAAUCACUACCAGUUACUGUACCUGCUUUUCCAUCUAUUGUUCGUCGUGCGGUACAAGACCAAAAUGAUGAUCAGUUGCCAACCGAUCCAUUAGAUCCGCACAAUAUUCGAGCUUCAAUUAAAGCCUUAGCUAAAAGUGUCCAUGGGGAUACAGUGUUUGGAGAUUUGCCACGUCCCAGAUUUUCUACUCAGAUCUGACUUGUCAUAUAUGAUGAAAAAGAUCCACUCGACACUUUUUAGUGUUUUUGAUACAAUAUAUCAUAGUCCCUAUCAUCCGUCAUUUGUCUUUCAUACAAAAAUUACAAGAGGUUUAUGUAUACACACUUGGAAUAAAUGUGAUUGGUUCUGCAAAAA
Molecule: messenger RNA, 2208 nt
Organism: Camponotus floridanus (Florida carpenter ant)
Lineage: Eukaryota; Metazoa; Arthropoda; Insecta; Hymenoptera; Formicidae
Gene: PRAS40
Exons: 8
Coding region: 817-2052 (411 amino acids)
Biological process (GO): negative regulation of protein kinase activity; neurotrophin TRK receptor signaling pathway; negative regulation of TOR signaling
Cellular component (GO): cytoplasm
Source: RefSeq, a predicted model, not a curated record